AGAGUCUUUUAGGAUAAUUUUUAGAAUCUUUGGAUUUAAUUUUACUACUUUAUCGUAAUUUUUCAUUUCUGUUCCAUUUUUCAACUCGUACAUGUAAAAUUAGCCACAAUGAGCAAGCUCUCUAUGGAUACAUUAAACGGGGCCAUCUCGGCAAUUUUGGAGCAGUCCCAGACAAAGAAGCGUAACUUUCUGGAGACCGUAGAGCUCCAAAUUUCCCUAAAGGACUACGAUACUCAGCGUGACAAGCGUUUCUCUGGUACCGUUGUUCUCCAAAACGUCCCAAAGGAGAACAUGAAGAUUUGUGUCUUUGGUGACGCCGUUCAUUGCGACGAAGCCAAGGCUUUGGGCGUCGAUUACAUCGAUUUGGAGGGUAUCAAAAAGUUCAACAGGAACAAGAUCAUGGUCAAGAAGCUUGCAAGGAACUACAAUGCUUUCCUUGCCUCUCAGGCUUUGCUUCCACAGAUUCCUCGUUUCUUGGGUCCAGGCCUCAACAAGGCUGGUAAAUUCCCUACCCAAUUGCUCCACAGCGACAAGAUGGAGGACAAGAUCAACGAGAUUAAAAAGAGCGUCAAGUUCCAGCUCAAGAAGGUUCUUUGUAUGGGUGUCGCUGUUGGAAAUGUGGGCAUGACUCACGAGCAGUUGCGCAACAACAUCUUGUUGUCCAUAAACUACUUGGUGUCUCUUCUCAAGAAGAAUUGGAACAAUGUCAAGGGUUUGACCAUCAAGAGCACCAUGGGAAAGCCACAGAGAAUCUACGGAUAGUGUAGUAAAAUUUUACCAGUUA
Molecule: messenger RNA, 784 nt
Organism: Theileria equi strain WA
Lineage: Eukaryota; Apicomplexa; Aconoidasida; Piroplasmida; Theileriidae
Product: 60S ribosomal protein L1, putative
Exons: 2
Coding region: 109-762 (217 amino acids)
Biological process (GO): translation
Cellular component (GO): large ribosomal subunit
Molecular function (GO): structural constituent of ribosome; RNA binding
Source: RefSeq, a predicted model, not a curated record